This is a messenger RNA of Medicago truncatula (barrel medic), 1447 nucleotides long. RefSeq lists its product as uncharacterized. Gene Ontology annotation, cellular component: plasma membrane; vacuole. The transcript has 8 exons. Gene Ontology annotation, molecular function: sucrose:proton symporter activity. Lineage: Eukaryota; Viridiplantae; Streptophyta; Magnoliopsida; Fabales; Fabaceae. The record is from RefSeq and is a predicted model, not a curated record. Bases 242 to 1447 code for a protein of 401 amino acids.
UUAAGAUUUUUUUUUUAUGAAUAUUGAAGGUAAUCACACUUAAUAUUCUGAUUUAUUUAAUUACUGUUAUUAUUAUCUAUACAACAAGGAUAGAUGAUUUUGAGAGUAAACAUUGAUUAUGGGUGUUGAUUAAUGAUUGACAAGAGUAUAUAAAACAAGGAUAGAUGAUGAACAAGUUAAGGUAACGGUUUCACGAAAUGUUGACCCGAGUGUUUUGAUCAAAAGGCCAGAAAAAUCAAAGAUGCACGCUGAGUGCGGUGGUGCGAUAAAUAUGGCAAAAAAAAUCAUAGAAGAAGAAAUACUGGAAAUCAAAGAAGAAAUAGAGAACAUCGAUAGGACAAUUGCAAUGUACAACAGUCGUAUAACCUACUACCAACGUGAGGUCCUAAUAGAAAAGAAAUGCUUGGAAGACCAACAAGAGACGUUACUUAUGGCUCAAUCUAAUUUGAAAUGCUUUGAUGGUGGUAGAACGAGCAGUGGAAGAGGAAGUGGUGGUAGAGGUUCUAGUGGUAGAGGUGGAGGUGGAAAGAGUGGUGGUGGUGGAUGGAGCGGUGGAAGAAGAAGCAGUGAUAGAGGUCGAUUCAAUAGCCUUAUAGGAAGCGAUGGUUCUGGUGGUGGAGGUGGAAGGAGUGGUGGUGGUGGAUUUGAAGGAGGUGGAAGGCUCCGUGGAUUUGGUGGUCGAGGAAUGGGCUUAGUGGUCCAGCCAUUCAUUGGCUAUUACAUCGACCACUGCCAAUCGAGUUUCGACCGCCAUCGCCCGUUCAUUUUAGGAGGUGUCAUUGCAGUCGUUAUUGCUGCCUUGCUCAUUGCGUUUGCAUCUGAUCUAGGCCAUUUGUUUGGUGACACCCUGGAGUCAGAAACAAAGCCACAUAAUAUUGUCAUUACUGUCUUGAGCUUAUCCAUGUUCGAAGUUGCAAAUAAUGUAGUCCAAACACCUUGUCGAGCCUUCAUUGGUGACCUCGCCUCUGACGAUUACAACCAAGUGAUAAUAGGCAACUGGUUGGUUUCUUUUUUCAAGUUUGCUCAGUUACUUGGUGAAUUCAAUGGCCUACCACAAUCCAUGUGGAUGCUAAUGUUGAUAACGGGGAUCAGUUGGGUUGCAUGGUUCCUAUUUUCUUUAUUCAACACUGAUUGGAUGGGCCGUGAAGGAUGGAAAGCGAUUCGUGACUUUUACGGAAUCGAUCUUGGUGCCUGGAUUACCUUGGUUUUUGUUGGUGACGGACAGUUUGAUAUACAGUUGACUGAUAGGUUUCACAAGAGUAUCCCCUACCCGGUUUUUGAUCCCCUUAUGCAUUUCCUUCUUGACAAGAUGAAUUUGCAAGCAACUUUCGAUGAAUAUCUCCCCCCAAUAACAUCUCUUCUCGCUUAUCGUCACAAUAUCACUGACAUGAUUCUACUUUACACCGGCAAUGUUCCGCAGAUGCUUGAUACCUCAAGACAACUGUGA